AUGAAGCAAGCGGAAGUUCUUAGUUCCUACGCCACCGUUGAUUUUUCGGGGAACAAACUUGAAGGAGAGAUUCCUGAAUUUAUUGGUCUCUUGAAGGCAUUGAUUGCGCUCAACUUAUCGAACAACACAUUUACAGGUCAUAUUCCUCUGUCUUUGGGAAAUCUUACGCAGCUAGCGUCACUAGACUUGUCAAGAAACCAGCUCUCUGGGACUAUUCCUAAUGAACUCAAGGCCCUGACAUUUUUGGCGUAUCUAAAUGUGUCGCAUAACCAACUCACUGGUGAAAUACCAAAAGGAACACAAAUUAUUGGACAACCUAAAUCCUCAUUUGAAGGGAAUGCAGGUUUUUGUGGUCUUCCUCUCCAGGAAAGUUGCGUCUGCACUAGUGUGCCGCCGUUACAAGAUGUUGAUCAAGAAGACAAAGAAGGAGAGGUGUUGAGCUGGAAAGCAGUGGCUCUAGGAUAUGCUCCUGGAUUGUUGUUUGGAUUGGCAUUAGGUCAGGUGAUUGCUUCAUACAAGCCAAAGUGGCUACUCAAGUUGUAUUGUUUUGGGUUUCUCACUUAA
Brassica napus (rape) is the source of this 564-nucleotide messenger RNA. RefSeq names its product putative receptor like protein 25. The record is from RefSeq and is a predicted model, not a curated record. Lineage: Eukaryota; Viridiplantae; Streptophyta; Magnoliopsida; Brassicales; Brassicaceae. The coding region runs from base 1 to 564 and encodes 187 amino acids. Gene Ontology annotation, molecular function: protein binding. The transcript has a single exon.